Molecule: messenger RNA, 897 nt
Organism: Aspergillus terreus NIH2624
Lineage: Eukaryota; Fungi; Ascomycota; Eurotiomycetes; Eurotiales; Aspergillaceae
Exons: 1
Coding region: 1-897 (298 amino acids)
Source: RefSeq, a predicted model, not a curated record
AUGCGUUCCUUUCUCGCCAGCCUCGUUGCCCUCAGCUCCGCGCUAGGCGCGUCGGCAGCCACCUACAAUUCGUCCGCCUACAGUGAUUCAACCACGGGAAUCGAUUUUCAACGAUGGUGCGAUGAAACGACCGGGUUCUGCUUUGGUGUGGCCCUCCCCGAGUCGGUGGACUCGGACUUUGUCGGUCAGCUGGUGGUGCCCCUGUCCGAGUCGAAAGGAUGGGGUGGUGUCAGUCUUGGUGGAUCGAUGACCCAGACCUUGCUGCUUGCAGCCUGGCCCAACGGUGACUCGGUCGUCUCGACCCUGCGGAAAACCAGUACCUACGCUAACCCGGACGUCUUCUCGGGCGAUGCCAGCCUCACCGCGAUUCCCGAUGGCACCUCCGUCAACAGCACCCAUCUGACGUAUACCUUCUUGUGCAGCGGAUGCAUCGUGGGAUCCCCGACGACCUUCAGUGCAAGUGACGAGACCUACUUCCUUGGCUGGGCUCUGAGCAAGACCAAUCCUACCACCCCCAGCUCUCCCUCCUCGGUCCUCCCCUACCAUGCCGCCGGGUUUGGCUCCUUCAAGAUGCUGCUCUCGGACGCCAAGUCUUCCAAAUACUCCACGUGGGCGGCCAUGGCGAAGUCGACUGGCCACCACCCCAUUCGGCCUCGGCCCUCGGUGGACUCCCUCUGCCCAGCGCGAACCCCGGACCCCCGAGCGUGCCCGGCAACCGUUUCCAACACCACAUACGAUUAUAUUGUGGUUGGCGGUGGCCCCGCUGGUAUCAUCACUGCCGAGCGGUUGGUCGAAGCCAAGAAGAAGGUGCUGUUGAUCGAACGGGGUGGCGCUCCCGGUUGUGUCGAUGAGUGCGACGGAUUCACUCUCGUGGAACAAGUCUCUGACCCCAUUUGA